Molecule: messenger RNA, 2228 nt
Organism: Arabidopsis thaliana (thale cress)
Lineage: Eukaryota; Viridiplantae; Streptophyta; Magnoliopsida; Brassicales; Brassicaceae
Product: Peptidase family C54 protein
Exons: 7
Coding region: 284-1366 (360 amino acids)
Cellular component (GO): cytoplasm
Molecular function (GO): cysteine-type peptidase activity; protein-phosphatidylethanolamide deconjugating activity
Source: RefSeq, marked reviewed
AAUGAUCCAUAUUCGAAGCUUAAAAGAUAUAAUUACGUAAAAUAGAGAAGAGAGAGAGAGAGAACACGAAACUUUUAUUUCGUAAGGUUACACGAAAUCGAUCUUCCGCAAUUCAAACUUCGUCUCCGUUAAUUCGCACUCUCGUUCUCGUCUUCGUCGCCGGAGGUCGUAUCAAGUCAGCCUCAACGAUCCGAUUUGUUUUUUCAGACAAAGGUUGAUUCUCUGGGUAUGAGUUUUCUUCUAUGAGACAGACAUGUUGUAUUUGGUGCUUAAUGACUAGGUAAUGAAGGCUAUAUGUGAUAGAUUUGUUCCUUCAAAAUGUUCUUCAUCAAGCACAAGUGAAAAGCGUGAUAUAUCAUCCCCGACAUCUCUAGUUUCAGAUUCCGCGUCUAGUGAUAACAAGUCAAACUUGACGUUAUGCUCGGAUGUGGUUGCCUCUUCCUCCCCAGUUUCUCAACUGUGUAGGGAAGCUUCAACUUCAGGGCAUAACCCAGUUUGCACCACACAUAGUAGUUGGACAGUUAUUUUAAAAACAGCUUCUAUGGCUAGCGGGGCAAUUAGGAGAUUUCAAGACCGUGUAUUAGGGCCGAGUAGGACGGGUAUUUCCAGCAGUACUAGUGAGAUAUGGCUCCUGGGUGUCUGUUAUAAAAUCUCAGAGGGUGAAUCCUCAGAAGAAGCAGAUGCUGGCCGUGUAUUGGCCGCAUUCAGACAAGAUUUUUCAUCCUUAAUACUGAUGACAUAUCGUAGAGGUUUUGAGCCUAUUGGAGACACAACUUAUACUAGUGAUGUAAACUGGGGUUGCAUGCUUCGAAGCGGCCAGAUGCUCUUCGCACAGGCGUUGCUAUUUCAAAGGCUGGGAAGGUCUUGGAGGAAAAAGGAUUCCGAGCCCGCGGAUGAGAAAUACUUAGAGAUCUUAGAACUUUUUGGUGAUACUGAGGCUUCAGCAUUCUCGAUUCACAAUCUUAUACUAGCUGGAGAAUCUUAUGGCCUGGCUGCUGGGUCAUGGGUAGGACCAUAUGCUGUUUGUCGAUCAUGGGAAUCAUUAGCUCGGAAGAACAAAGAAGAAACUGAUGAUAAGCACAAGUCGUUUUCCAUGGCUGUUCAUAUCGUUUCUGGCAGUGAAGACGGAGAGAGAGGUGGAGCUCCAAUUCUCUGUAUUGAAGAUGUCACCAAAACUUGUUUGGAAUUUUCAGAAGGAGAAACUGAGUGGCCGCCAAUUCUUCUCUUGGUCCCUCUGGUUCUCGGGCUUGACAGAGUGAACCCCAGCCACUUUCACGUUCCCUCAAAGCCUCGGCAUUUUGGGCGGCAAACCAGGUGCAUCAACUUACAUAGUUGGAGUUCAAGAAGACAAAGGUUUCUACCUUGAUCCGCAUGAUGUUCAACAGGUUUUCUUGAUCACUCCUUAUAAAUCUUUAUUUUAGAAUCAAACUAGAAUUAUUGUAGUUCCAAGAAAAAACUUAACACUUCGAUCUGAAGUUUGAGACAUAUAAGGUGGUCCAUAUAUAUUUUCCUUAUAUUGUCUCCAUCACAUUCAUUUAUCUAUUGUCUAAUUGGUUUGGGGACUGAUAUUACUCAGUCCAUGUGCUUCAUAUCAUAUUUCAGUCUCACUGAUUGAGCCUUAUCGGUAAUGGUUGGUAGGUAGUGACAGUCAAGAAAGAAAAUCAAGAUGUUGACACAUCGUCUUACCAUUGCAAGUGAGUUUGAUUGAUCUUUUUGCCUCAUUUAGUUCUCUGUCUCUACAUGGUUCAUACUUGUUCUUAGUAAUCCUACUAAAUCUGCUACAGUACCCUCCGUUAUGUUCCACUUGAGUCACUCGACCCGUCACUAGCUCUCGGAUUCUAUUGCCAGCACAAAGAUGAUUUUGAUGAUUUCUGUAUCCGAGCAACAAAGCUAGCCGGAGACUCUAAUGGUGCUCCUCUCUUCACUGUGACUCAAUCUCACAGAAGAAAUGACUGCGGGAUUGCAGAAACCAGCAGCAGUACAGAGACAUCUACAGAGAUCUCUGGUGAGGAACAUGAAGAUGACUGGCAAUUACUUUGAACACUUCUCCUAGCCAUUCUUUUCAUUGUGUGACUUUGUUCAAUUAUCAAAAUACCAUUCUUUUUACAUCGAUACUAAGAUUUGAUGUUGUAUAAAUAAAGAAAAACCCAGAUUAAAGUAUCACCCACUCUCACUUGAUUUAUGUAUUAAGUAUUAACUAUUAACGUUGACUUAAGUCAAAGUGUUCU